This is a messenger RNA of Cladophialophora psammophila CBS 110553, 1749 nucleotides long. RefSeq lists its product as uncharacterized. The transcript has 2 exons. The record is from RefSeq and is a predicted model, not a curated record. Gene Ontology annotation, biological process: fatty acid metabolic process. NCBI's taxonomy places the organism in Eukaryota, Fungi, Ascomycota, Eurotiomycetes, Chaetothyriales, Herpotrichiellaceae. Gene Ontology annotation, molecular function: medium-chain fatty acid-CoA ligase activity. The coding region runs from base 1 to 1749 and encodes 582 amino acids.
AUGAGCAUCGAGGUCUCUCUUUCUCCCAGCCAUUCCAACUGGCCCUUUCCCGCCAACCAGCAGCUUGAUUUCUACUCAACGAAUCUGCCUAUUUCUGGAUAUUCAGCCAAAGUCAGCGAGGAUGACCCCUCGAUACCGGAGUUGCCUCUGUUCCUUGAAGCUAGAUCUCAUGCUCUUGCAGACCCACGCAAGGUUGCCAUUAUUGACAAGACUAAGGACCAAAGUUUCACUUUCGUUCAACUCUUGAACGAUGUUGCAGCCUUAAAAGCCCAGAUCCAACGAUAUAUCUCGAGCUACGACCCAUCCCUUUCAACCUCUGAAGAAGAACCCAGAAUCGCGUUCCUUGCACCCUCGGGAUACGAUUAUGUCGUCACUCAGUGGGCCGUAUGGGCGGCUGGAGCUGUUUCGGUACCUUUAUGCACGUCUCAUCCGCUCAAAGAGCUCCAGUAUACGAUUUCGGACUCAGACCCAUCUCUGGUUAUUCUGCAUCCGUCAUUCCAGAAAUUCGAGGCUGGCCUGCAAGAACAGGCACCAGGAAUCCCGAUCAUGUCGCUCACACCGCACACGCCAAACUCGAAAAACUUCCCGUUCCUUCCCAGAUUUACCACGGCUUUUCCGGUAUCGCGGCGAGCUCUAAUCAUCUACACCUCCGGCACGACCUCGAGACCAAAGGGCUGCAUCUCUUCGCAUGAGACCAUCACCUUUCAAGCACGCAGCCUGGUCGAAGCUUGGCAGUACAGCCGGUCAGACCAUUUAAUUCAUGUUCUCCCGCUCCAUCACGUCCACGGCAUUGUCAAUGGACUUACUGCCACAUUGCUUGCCGGUGGCACAGUGGAAAUGUAUCCAAAAUUCGAUCCGAAGAUUGUGUGGAACCGGUGGUCUCAGAAGGGCUCGUCGACCAUGUUCAUGGCUGUUCCAACCGUGUAUUCGAGACUCAUCGACUAUUUCGACACUAGCAUACGCGGAACGUCAUCCGAGUCGGCCGCGCGAGAAGGUGUGCGCGCUCUCCGCCUUAUCGUCAGCGGGUCGGCCGCCCUACCGGUGCCCACGAAGCGAAAGUUUGAGGAGAUCUCAGGUCACGAAUUACUCGAGCGAUACGGCAUGACCGAGAUAGGCAUGGCAUUGAGCUGUGGGCUUGAGAAGGAGAAGCGCAUCGACGGGAGUGUCGGCUGGCCGUUGCCGGGCGUGCAAGUUCGCCUGACGGACGAGAAGACCGGCCAGAUCAUCACGUCUUCCGGCAAGGACGAGUCGGGUCUAAUUGAGAUCCGUGGACCCAAUGUGUUCCUGGAAUAUUUCCGGCGGCCGGAAGCUACCGUGGAGUCGUUCACCGGCGACGGCUGGUUCAAGACAGGCGACGUGGCAAAGAGGGAGGAGAAUGGCGCGUACUUCAUCCUGGGACGCGACAGUGUCGACAUCAUCAAGAGCGGCGGGUACAAGAUCUCGGCCUUGGAGGUCGAACGGAACAUCCUGGGCAACGAGCACUUGAGCGGCCUUGUGGACGAGGUGGCUGUCGUCGGCGUCGAGGACCAGGAAUGGGGCCAGCGAGUGGCCGCUGUCGUCAAGCUGAAGGACUCGGCCGUCUCUUCUCCCAGUCUCGACCUGGCGACCCUCCGCAAACACCUGAAAGAGGACAUGGCAGCUUACAAGGUGCCCACGGUGCUGAAAGUGGUCGAGUCGAUCGAGCGCAACGCCAUGGGAAAAGUCAACAAGAAGCAGAUUCUGAAGCAGUAUUUCGGGCCGAGAGAGUGA